CUAAUUGAUUUUAAUUUGGUCGUAAAAUGGAAUGGUCGUAGAGCUGUUUGUUUAAAAGAUACUCAGAAUAUGUCAUUCGUUUAGAAUACACUUGUUUACUAUAGAAAUGAAUUAUUUAUAUAUGAGAAAUAAUGUCAAAGGUUUUCUAAAAUAAAUGAGUCUGAAAAACUAAAAAGUAUUAAUACAUAUCAGAAACGGAAUAUUACGUUCCACGAAGGCAGUGUCAAAACGGUGCCAACGUGAUCAUCGAAUAUUAUCGUUAAAGUAUCAGGUUAUUGUGAAAAUAUUUGCUGAUUUGAUAGAACAAAUACUUUGGGAAGCCAAAUAUUGAGAGAAAAGAAUGGGAAAAUCGCGGAACGGAAAAAUCGCAGCUGCCAGUACGGCAGUUGCGUUCCUUUUGAUUGUCAUCGCUUUUACCACGCCCAACUGGCUUCAAACUGAUGGUAAAUUGGAAAACCCACAAUUUAAUAAAAUUGGUUUAUGGCAAGUAUGCUUUCAAGGAAUUGAAGACACACAUCACUUUUAUGACACUAAAUUUGUUGGAUGUUGGUGGGUCUUUGAAGAAGAAUAUUACAUUAUCCAUGAUUUGUUGCUACCUGAUUUCUUCGUAGCUACACAAUUCUUCUUUACUCUCUGUAUGACUCUACUUUUGAUUGGAGGUUUCCUCACUGCACUGUACACAUGCUGUUCUCGUCAGCAUGACAAAUACCAGUUACUUCUUUGGGUUAUUGGAGCGAAUCUCACAUUAGCUGGUAUUUGUGGUAUAAUCUCAGUUAUUAUAUUUGGAGUGCAUGGUGACAGUCGUGUAUGGAUGCCUAAUUGGGAGCAUAAUGAUAUUGGAUGGUCAUAUGCUUUAGCUGUUGUUGGUAGUUUUAUUUUAGUUGAGGCAGGCAUACUCUUUUUAGUCGAGGCCCGAAGACAUAAGAAAAAACAGGAAAGAAUACUUGGUGAAGAGGGCAAAACGCAUACCACCAUCUAGAACUUAAAUUGAAAUUGUACUACACUUAAUCCAUUUUAGACAGAUUACUGAUCUAACGUUUUAAUAUGUUAGAUAUCAAAUAAUAGAUUUACGUAUGACAUACGUAGUGUAUUUGAUCGCGUAGUAUUCUAUAUAUAUUUUUUUCAUUUUUGUCAAUAUGUUAUAUGAAUAAACUAAGCAGCUAUAUUAUUGUAAUGUUGAAUUUGCACGCCUCCGUCUAUAUCUUAUAUAUAAUUUUUAGACUAUGUGAAGUUUACCGACACGAAACUGUGCUUCUAGCAUUUUUCCAAAAUCAUAAUACUUUGCAAACUGCAUCAAUGAAAAUUUCGAUAUUUUUAAUCAUAUUUUACGUUUCAAUGCAGAUUCUUUGUUUUCCAUCCUUUUAUAAAAUAUACUAAAGGAAAACCAUUUUUUUACCACUAAGUAUUUAAAACUUAAUUUCCUUUUUUAUUAAUAUUGUAUGCUUAUAUGCAUGCAAACUAAUUAAACAUGCAUUACUGGAAUGUCUAUCUCGUCCAUAAUCCGUCCUUUAACCAUAAGAAUAAUUUGUACAAAUACAUUUACAUUAUAUAACAUUAUUAUCAAAUGCAUGUUGUGCCUUGUUAGAUUUUACAUUCUUUGCAGAAUGUAUUCUGUUGGCGCAAUUUGUAAUAAAUCUCAAAUGUCUAAUGGUAUUUUUAAUAAAAAUAUAUUGUCAUAGAA
Cephus cinctus (wheat stem sawfly) is the source of this 1681-nucleotide messenger RNA. RefSeq lists its product as uncharacterized. The coding region runs from base 341 to 979 and encodes 212 amino acids. The transcript is spliced from 2 exons. The record is from RefSeq and is a predicted model, not a curated record. Gene Ontology annotation, biological process: regulation of tube size, open tracheal system; septate junction assembly. NCBI's taxonomy places the organism in Eukaryota, Metazoa, Arthropoda, Insecta, Hymenoptera, Cephidae. Gene Ontology annotation, cellular component: septate junction; membrane.